Camelina sativa (false flax) is the source of this 579-nucleotide messenger RNA. Lineage: Eukaryota; Viridiplantae; Streptophyta; Magnoliopsida; Brassicales; Brassicaceae. The record is from RefSeq and is a predicted model, not a curated record.
AUGGCCACUACUCCAAAGUUCUCACAACACUCGGGCAACAAGCUUGCGGAUCCAAGUGAAUAUCGAAGUAUUGUGGGCAGUUUUCAAUAUCUGGCCUUUACAAGACCAGAUAAUUCUUAUGCAGUCAAUCGAUUGUCUCAGUACAUGCAUUCACCAACAGAUCAACAUUGGCAAGCUGCGAAACGUGUUCUUAGGUACCUAAAGGGCACACCUACUCAUGUUGUUUUCUUAAAACGACAUAAUCCUCUCUCUGUACAUGCUUAUUCUGAUGCGGAUUGGGCAGGUGAUGUAGAUGAUUACGUCUCUACUAAUGCAUAUGUGACUUAUCUUGGUCAUAAUCCUGUCUCCUGGUCCUCCAAAAAGCAGACAGAGGUUUUGCGGUCAUCAACGGAGGCUGAAUAUCGGUCAGGUGCUAAUACGGCUUCGGAACUCCGAUGGAUGAAGCAUAUUGCCAUUGAUUACCAUUUCAUUCGGACUAUGGUUCAAGAUGGAGCUUUGCGUGUUGUUCAUGUUUCUACUCGUGAUCAAUUGGCGGACUUACUUACCAAACCUCUCUCUCCUACUGUUCAAAGGACUUGA